This is a messenger RNA of Vidua macroura (Pin-tailed whydah), 1695 nucleotides long. RefSeq names its product ATCAY kinesin light chain interacting caytaxin (gene ATCAY). Lineage: Eukaryota; Metazoa; Chordata; Aves; Passeriformes; Viduidae. Gene Ontology annotation, biological process: apoptotic process. The record is from RefSeq and is a predicted model, not a curated record. Gene Ontology annotation, cellular component: cytoplasm. The transcript has 13 exons. The coding region runs from base 379 to 1467 and encodes 362 amino acids.
UCGCCGCCCUCUCACACAAAAGCGGGGAAUUAUCGGACUUAGGGGAAAACCAUCACAAAAUACCUCGGAGGGGAGGGAAGGAGGCGGCCGAGGGAGCAGCAGCAGCCAUGGAAGAGCACAAAUAACGCCCUCGAUCCAUCCCUGGCGCCGAGCAAACCGCAGAGCAGCGGCUGCUGCGGGGAGAGCCGACCUAGAUGCAUCCCCACGCUCCUCCAUGCGCAUCCCCGUGCAGGGGCUGCACCUGCUGAGCUGCAUCCAUCGGGAGGAGGAAUGCCGGGCCGGCAGAGAGGCAGCAUCGCCUUUGUUCCCCACUGAGCACCAGCAGCGCCUGAGCCCUUCCUGGAGGGAUCUGCUGGCUCCAGCCCCUCCCUGAGAGCCAUGGGGACCACGGAGGCCACGCUGCGGAUGGAGAACGUGGAUGUGAAGGAAGAAUGGCAAGACGAGGAUUUCCCCAGGCCUCUCCCAGAAGAAACGGGGAUGGAGUCACUGGGAAGCCCCACAGAAGAUGAGACCACGUCCUCUCCCCCCAACACUCUGAACUUUAACGGGGCCCAUCGGAAGCGGAAGACACUCGUUGCACCUGAAAUCAACAUUUCCCUGGACCAGAGCGAGGGCUCCAUCCUCUCUGAUGAUUUCCUGGACACACCAGAUGACCUGGACAUCAAUGUGGAUGAUAUUGAAACUCCUGAUGAGACAGAUUCCCUCGAAUUCCUGGGGAAUGGGAACGAACUGGAAUGGGAAGAUGACACCCCCGUGGCCACGGCCAAGAACAUGCCCGGGGACAGCGCAGACCUGUUUGGGGACGGGGGCACAGAGGAUGGCAGUGCCACCAACGGCCGGCUCUGGAGAACCGUCAUCAUCGGCGAGCAGGAGCACAGGAUCGACCUCCAGAUGAUCAAACCCUACAUGAGAGUGGUGACACACGGAGGAUACUACGGAGAAGGUCUCAACGCCAUCAUCGUCUUUGCUGCCUGCUACCUCCCGGACAGCAACCUGGCAGAUUAUCACUACAUCAUGGAAAACCUCUUCCUGUACGUGAUCAGCAGCCUGGAGCUGCUGGUGGCUGAGGAUUACAUGAUCGUGUACCUGAACGGGGCCACGCCCCGCAGGAGGAUGCCAGGCCUGGGCUGGCUGAAGAAAUGCUACCAGAUGAUUGACAGAAGGCUGCGGAAGAACCUCAAGGCGCUGAUCAUCGUGCACCCCUCGUGGUUCAUCCGGACCGUGCUGGCCAUCUCCAGACCCUUCAUCAGUGUGAAGUUUAUCAACAAGAUCCAGUACGUCCACAGCCUGGAGGAACUGGAGCAACUCAUCCCCAUGGAGCACGUGCAGAUCCCAGACUGCGUCCUGCAGUAUGAAGAAGAGAGGAUCAAGGCCAGAAAAGAAAGGGCAGAGGAGAACAAAGACGUGGCUGAGAGGGAAAGCAGGCCCGUGCCCCCAGCAGAGGAUCAGGAAACCAGCAUGUCCUGAGUGGGAGCAGCACGGAGGAAUGGAGAAGGAGAAGGAGAAGGAGAAGGAGAAGGAGAAGGAGAAGGAGAAGGAGAAGGAGAAGGAGAAGGAGCAGCUUGGCCCUCACCCACCUCAACGACCUUUGGGGACGAGACCUUGCCACCACCUUCUUCCAAAUCCUGUAAAUCCUGGAGCCCUCCUCCUCUGCCUCCAAGAUGCAAAGUCCUUUAACCUUUUUGGGAAUCACUU